Messenger RNA from Lentinula edodes (shiitake mushroom), 738 nucleotides. RefSeq lists its product as uncharacterized. The transcript has a single exon. The coding region runs from base 1 to 738 and encodes 245 amino acids. NCBI's taxonomy places the organism in Eukaryota, Fungi, Basidiomycota, Agaricomycetes, Agaricales, Omphalotaceae. The record is from RefSeq and is a predicted model, not a curated record.
AUGAGGACUGUUGUCGAACUGGCUCUGGAUUAUCUGUCUCAAGGUCGACUCACCCAUGGCGAGCUGCACCUCCAAUCGACCAGUAGCUUGUUGUAUUACUACUCCAAUGCUGCAGAUCGUGUUGAGGGUUUGUAUCAGGACAUGUUUACCCACUCCCGUUUUUCCUCCGACAAGGCGUUCCUUACUGCUGCGCAACACGCAGGUUACAUCGAUGCUCGUCCUGGUUCCCUAGAGCCGCCCUUACAUCGUCGACUCUUUUCUUUUGAUCAUCCCAUACCCCUUCCUGGAAGUCCCACUUCUGAUCAUAUCCCCGCUGUUCCCAUGAUGGACACCGUAAUGUUGAUGUGGGAGGAUAUGAUUGGGGCCUAUGUGAGGGAGGUUCUAGGUUAUCCUGUCUCCCCGGGUCGCAUCUUGCCCCCGGUAGAAGUUCCCAGUUCCAACGAUCCCCUGCCGGCAACUACUUCCUUGGUCAUGGAUGGCCCUCCUCCCGUGCUAGGUGCGAGUGACUCCGUGUCGCGGAGCACCCCCUUGUUCCUACCGGGAUCCCUGUCUCCCACCUCCCCUCGUUCCCCUUCCCCCAUCCCUUCCUCCCCCCGUGUUCCUGACGUCGUUCGCGAGGUUGUCGAUUUGACUAUGGAUGACGCCGAGGACUUGUACGAGUCGCAGGAGGAGUUUCUUGCUCGGACGGGUGGGACGGUGACCAUUAAACAGGAAAUUACCGAGUCCGAUGUAUUGUAG